Halichondria panicea is the source of this 5277-nucleotide messenger RNA. Its product is annotated as neuron navigator 2-like. The coding region runs from base 138 to 4991 and encodes 1617 amino acids. Gene Ontology annotation, molecular function: protein binding. Lineage: Eukaryota; Metazoa; Porifera; Demospongiae; Suberitida; Halichondriidae. The transcript is spliced from 25 exons. The record is from RefSeq and is a predicted model, not a curated record. Gene Ontology annotation, biological process: neurogenesis; nervous system development.
AAACAUCAUCCAUCAACAAAAGUACAAGUAUAAUUCCAGUCGAUUUGAAUAUUAAGGUCAGUGUAGACGCAGCCCAAACUAGAUCUAGUGUACGUCUGUGUGUGUGUGCAGACCUCAAGAAAGAGUGUUUGAGAACGAUGUCCAAGAUAGCUAAACCAGGAGGUGGGGGUCAGCAAGAUCAGAAAAAGAUAUAUUUGGACUGGGCCAACCAUUACCUUCGCAAGUCUGGUCAGAGUGACGUGGUGCUCGCUGAUCUGAAGGACAUCUCCGAUGGCUACUAUCUACCUAGAAUCAUACAAGCCGUCGUGAGCAACAAAGUACCAGGUGUACAAGAUUCCACUGAAGACAAAGCUAAGAACAUCGAUGCUUGUGUCAAGUACAUGAAGGAGGUCGGUGUGAACUGCUCCACUUUCAAGGCAAACGAUAUAGCGGAGGGGAACAUGAAGUCCAUCCUCUCAAUGUUCUACAACCUCUCACAACUCAAGAAACCCGCUAAAACCAGUUCAACCAGUUCUGAGGCCCCUCCCACCAGCCGAAUAGCACGACCAGUGUCACCUGGCCUCAAGGUAUCCCAUGGAACCACUAACGCCGCCACGCCUCUCUCCAAGACCUCAUCCCUCCCAGCGGGCGUAACCAAUGGCAACACAUCGAGCCCUGCUAUUGGUCGGAGGACAGCGGGCAGUUCCAUCCUCACCACGACCACGUAUGACCGACCAUACAGUCAGCGCAGGGUGCCCUACAAGCAAGUGAUACUUGGGGAGGCCGGGGAGAAACCAGUCAUACUCGAGAAUGAAGAGGCAACAUCGCCGUCAGUAGAAACCAAGCCCGUUACCAAUGGUUACCACUCGUCUAGCGGAGAAUUCGAAGUGAAAACGGAGUCAAAAUCUGAUACAUGUACCAAAGAAUCGAAAUCUCAAAUAGAACAUUCGAAAUCAAAACUGUCGCGGCUUAGUAAACCUAAAGAGUCUAAAUUAGUGGCCCCUGGUUCGACCAAUCAGAUCAAGGAACAGCCGCAGGAAGGCAAGCAACAAGUUCGCUCCAAGACAUUACCUCAUCCGAGCAAGUUACAGGCAGUGGGCGUGGUUAAGAGGCCGGAGCAGGGGGGCGUGGCACACCAAGGGGGCUCAGCGGAGGAUAUAGUUCCCAGGCCACAGAGCAGACUCAAGUUCCCAGCGAGUGGUCGGUCUACCCCCAGUGGUGGUCGUAGCACACCCUCUGGUAGGGGUAGUGGUCUCGUGAGACCAUCCGGCAGUCGUCUCGAGAAGAUGGGCUCCGAGGAGCCAGUUAGAGAAGAGAGCAAGCUGAGACUCACUCGCAAUGGCAGUGAUGGUGCAACCAAGCGUCACAAGAUCUCUCCUAGUAUCACAAACGUCCCAGGAGUGGGUGUCAUAGAAGCAGGCACACACUCAUCACAUACGCCCACAAAAACUCGCUUGCCAACGCCCGAGAUGAACAGAAAACAACGAACGGAACUUGAUCUAUCCUCGAGCAGUGAACACACCACCACUGAGGGCAGGAGCUUGCCGGGUCUCAAGAAGCCAUCCGGUGGAUUGCGAAAACCAUCAGGUGGUUUUGGAUUCGGAGGGAAGCAGACCACGCCCACUAGUAACGAUGCCACACCUCCUAAUGACGGAACCGCACCCUCUGAAGGCGCUUCUGCUAAAAGAACGGCGACUGUUGAAAAGAAACCAUCAUUUUCUAAACUGAGUCGAUUUGGAGUGCAGAACAAACUUACACCCCCCACACACUCAUCACACCCCUCACACAUCACACACAUCACACAGGCGGCUGGAGGUAGCACCAGUAGUCUGGACAGCACUGAUAUCAAACUUGCCGUCUCGUCAAAACUUGAUUCCGAAACUUCAAAGGGAAAUUCGGAACCAGAAAAACCCGCUCAACUAGAAAUUCCAGAAUCUACGCAAAGUUCAACGCAGAGCUCGACCUCUGACCUUGUCAGCCCACCCCCGGGUACAGAAUUCAAACUGAUAACAAAUAACGAAACUAAAGACAGUCACCCUCGCUACGGUCGUCGUAUUAGCCCCGAGGGCAUGUCACAUGAAGAGGCCACAAGUCCGCACGAUAUCACCACCUCAACCAAAGAAACCAGCGAAGACUUGAACAGAAAAAAUAAAGAGAAAUCUGAUUCUGAACUAAUUGAAAAGACUGUUCAAGACGAUACAAAAAUGUCCAAUUCCAAAGCCUCCAAGAAACUUAGCUUGCCCGAAACUGGCCAAUCAGAAUCACUCGAAAGCCCACUAUUGGCGCAAAAACAAGGUCAAAGGUCAAUACCCUCUGUGAAACACUCUGUACCCCCCACAAAGAACGAGGACCGAGGCUUUACCCAAUCAGAGGUCAGAACUGGUCGUCAGGAGGAAAUGACCUCUAUAACCUCUAAGCAGCAACGUGCUCGUUCUCUUAGUCCCAAAUCUUCUCACAGAAUUAUUCAAAGUUCAAGAAUUGCUGUUAAUUUCGAUGGAUCUAAUUCAUCAGUUUUCGAUGCGAAUCGCAGCGGAAGUUCUGAAGACAUUCAACGGGUGAACGAGCGGAGUCCGCUGAAGAGCUCGUUAAGAGGGGGUGUGACCAGGGGUGUGGUCAACAAGCGUACCUCAUCGAGUAGUUCCGGUGAUAGUGCGUCCUCUUCACCAUCACGUCCAAAGGUCGUUAUAUCUCCACGCUCCUCACAGUUGGUGUACGAUCCCAGCGAGACGAGACUGAAUGGUUCCCAUGGCAAUCAUAUCACUAAGAUGUCACCUGACCGUCCAAUGUCAUUUGCUGACACACUCUCCAGCGCUUCAAGCGGCUCCUAUCACAGUCAGCAGCUGGCCCCCCUCACACGUCACACUUCAGUCCGCAGCACCCUCAGCGAGAGACUCGACUAUCAGGAGGAGGAGGAGUUCUUGCAGAGGGGGCUUCCCCCUAAGAAUGACAAGCCUAACUCCAACCCGGAGAUUGAGCUUAUAGGCACAUUUGAGACUCAGUUGAGCUCCAUGAAGGAAGACCUGGCCAGCAAGCAACAGAUGCUGUCCAUGUAUGAGACCUCAAUGGCAGACCUCAGCUCCAAGGUGCAUCAUCUCAAGAAAACACUCGACGAAAAGGACCGGGAGAUACGUCAGCUCACGGAUGAGAAGGACAGUGUGGUGAUGCAACCUCAUUGGUUCGAUCUAGAUGGACGGAGUCUCGCCAGUCGCGCUGCCUCUGUUAACGAGGUGUUGUCUGAUGGCUGUCUGUCAGACUCAGCCAUGGAUAGCGGAGUGAAGGGAGGAAAGAAGAAGAAGAAGAGUUGGAAGUUCUUCAAGAAGUCCAAAGGCAGCAAAGAUAAGGAUCAUCUCUCUCCCUCAAUGGACACAGAGUCCAUCAUGAGUGGUCGCUCCUCCUCCAGCAGGUUAGGGCUCCGGAGGACACUCUCUGCCAAGCGGAAGACACCUGAUCUGAUGAGCAUCUCCGAGUAUGUGGGACCACGAUAUAGAGACCCUGAUACCAAGUCCACGUACACAAUGGAUGCUCGCAGUGAGUACGCUAUGCCAUUACCCAUGAUCUGGGCAGACGAGGCCAUCACUGUCUACAUUGAUGAAAGUCCUGGUGCAAAGGUCAAAGUUUACCUACAACCCGAACUUGAUGAACCCAUUCCCGUUGUCAACGACAGUGGUUUCUAUGGUGGUGAUGGUCUCAGUCGUCAUAGCAGCAACAGCAGCGGUUUACAUAGGGACAGUUGCAGCAGUGACAUAGUAACAGAGGGCGGGCUCAUUCUGGGUACGCUCAGUGUGGCCCCCGAGACUAGCUGGGUUACCAUGGAUACCAAGAUCGGCAAUAUUUUCAUGCACCACCUCAAUGCUACGGACCAGGAAGGGUACCUCGGAAUAACAGAAGACUCUAUCUAUUGCUAUUUGAUGGGAGACCAACGUAGAGCUAUUGGAAAUGCACUUCUUCCUUUGAUGACCCCUUACCAGGCCAUCUCAGAGAGCAGCGAAGUCAGGAUACUAAUGAGAGGUUCAACGCAGGAGUCAUGUGACUCGUUGGCCUACAAGACGCUCAUGAAUACUGAAUCUUUACAAAGCUACAUGAACAUGCUCCAAGAUACGCACUGGUUGGUUGUCAUGGGAACAAAGGGAACUUGUAAAACCAGUUUGGCGACUGGUUUGGCACGUCACCUCUCGUUGUGUGUGGGUUGUGAUGGUGUGGAGGAGACAGAAAGAGUGGGCGGGGAGAUUGUGAGCUUCAACCUGGACAAGGACGGCAUGGAGAAUGCUCUCAAGUACAUCAAGAACGACCUGGUCAAGAGGACACAGCUGCCCCUCCCACCUCCCAUUCUCCUGUUGGAGGACAUAUACGAGUGUGCUCAGUUGGAACAGAUAUUUGUAGCAGCCACACCCCUUGCCCGGCGGCCCUACAUCAUUGCCACUCUGUGCUCUAGUGGGACCAGUAAGGGGAUUCCCCUACACCAGCUACUCUUCCAUCAUCAAAUAAGGGUGGUGACCUGCAACCCAUCGACUGAGCCUGUGGUAGGGAUACUAGCAAGAACACUGCGCAAACAAGUCUACCAACUGAAGGCCACCACCAGUGAGGUUGAGAGUGUGGCUGAACGACUAGUCAACUGGCUACCAUACCUUCACGAUCACCUCAAUCAGUUCAUCAACAAGUUCCACUCCAACAAUGUUAACCUGGGCCCCCGGGUGUUCAUGGGCUGCCCCCUCCAUCAGUCCGCUAACGAGUUGGAGGCGUGGUUUCUGAACCUAUGGAACUACUUCAUCAUCCCCUACCUCAUGGGCACCAUUAUGGCCGGAAUUGAGACGUACACUGCUGACCCGCACAUGAUAUGGACCGAUGUGAGGGAGUGGGUCAUCGAAAUGUAUCCAUGGCAACCAUCUAUGAACAUCAGCAAGCUACGCACACUCAACCCUGAAGACGUUGGCUGGAAUCACGCGGUGAGACCUCAACAGAACCGGCUCAUGAUACUCAAGGAUGAAGACACUCGCUCGCUACUGCACGCCUAACUCUCACUGAUUGGUCGCUGGUAGUUAUAUAUAUAUAGCUGCUACUGCACAGACCCACUCUCAAUGUAUGUACAGGUCGUGUGUGUGUGUGUGCACUUACUCUUUCACUGUUUGUAUUAAUUUUUGUAUUAUGUAUUUGCAAUGUACAUUACACCGAUAAAAAUGCUUUUAAUGGUGCAUGCAUUUUAUACAUGUGGUAUAUUGCCGUCCUUAUUAUUUUGCUGUUUCGACGUCACAAAGAUUUUAUAUAGCAAACAUUUCGCAUGAAAUAAGGUGAAAGAACAAA